UCAUCUUUAGCGUUCGUAUGUGUACGUAUCACCGGUUCGGCCAUCGCACAUCCACAUCAGGAAACCGCACGGCGUUCCCCCACAAUGCCACCAACAGCGGUGGGAAGCGGCUCUCUUCUCUUCCACACACACAGUGUUAUAGGGCCUAUAUAGACCUCUCUCCUCGACUCCUGCAGAUGAUGCCAAAGCCCUCAUCACCUUCUCUCUUCGCCGACGGGAAUCCCAUCCCAAUCGCUGACUCCCUCGCCCUUUGUUUCAGGCAUACACUGGAUUGCUGUAUGAGUUUGCAUGUGAGCUACAAGCUAAAAGGUCACGCUCGCAAGGACCAAAUUAGAGGUACACCUUGGUCUGCAUGGAUUGUCUGGUGACCUGCAUCUUCAUUCUUCGAUUCAUGUCUCUGUUGGAACCUUGAACCAGGCCUUCAUCCAAGGAGAGCCAUGAAGCAAGAUCUACCUGCUGCUGAUAACAAGACCUCCUCGCCGGUCCUGCCUGCAGCUCGAGCCAGAACUCCCAGAAUGAAGGAGACUCCAAGAGUGGAUUCAGCAAAUGGGGGCUCGCCAGGGUUGAAGGCGAGGCCAAAGCCUGCUUCUGUGGAUGCAAGCGGCACCAACGUGGCUAGGAAAUCCAUCUUAUUCAACAAGCUGAGGCCAGCCAUCAAUGGCGUUGGGGAUCCAAAAGAAAGGAACCGUGAGGAAGCAAAGGUCGUUGGAAGCCACGAUGUCGAGCAGUAUGCUCGGUUGCGGAGGAGGGCAGAUACAAGUUGCAGGGGAUCCGAAGAUGGAGCCAGUACAAAGAUGAGAGAGUUGCAGACCAGACUUGAUGAGAGUGAGAGACUGUUAAGGGAUUCGCAGUCUGAGGUGUUGGCACUGAGAGCUCAGAUAGAGAAGCUGCAGGUCUUAAAUGUUGAAUUGGAGUCACAGAAAAAGAAGCUGGAGGAAAGUCUCUCUGCUGCUGAAGCAAAGAUCAAAGUUCUAGAGAAGCAUGAUCAGGUGGAAUCAGUCAUCAAGUCUGGAUUUAGUAAUGUGAUGGAGGUUGUUCAGAAGAAGUCACAGAAUGUUAAAGAUAAAAUUCAGUUUUCAGUACUGAAACCUCCCACCAAAGCUGUAGGGGUCCAAUCAAAAGCUCUGGUCAAGAAGCCUGUUCCACCAUUGCCAACUUCUCAAGCCCCCAUUGCUGGGCCACCUCCACCACCCCCUCCACCUCCUCAUGCUGCAGGAAGAUCAAAUGCAAUGCAUAAGCCUUCUGCAUUAGUUGAAUUGUACCAUUCAUUAAGCAAGCGAGACGGAAAGCAAGGCUCUAUGGUUAAUGGGGGUGCCAGUCCUCUUUCAAACAAUGCACGUAACAGCAUUGUCGGGGAACUUCAAAGUCGAUCGUCUCAUUUAUUAGCGAUUAAAUCGGAUGUGGAAACAAAAGGGCACCUCAUCAAACAUCUUAUGGAGAAGGUGCUAUCAGCAUCUUUCAGUAAUAUGGAAGAUGCCCUGAAUUUUGUUGACUGGCUUGAUGGAGAGCUCUCCACCUUGGCUGACGAGAGCGCUGUUCUGAAGCAUUUUGACUGGCCCGAAAGGAAAGCUGAUGCACUGCGUGAAGCUGCAUUUGAAUUCCGUGAUCUUAAGCGGAUAGAAGCUGAAGCUGCUUCUUUUAAGGAUGACACCUCCUUACCAUGUGAGGCCACACUAAAAAGGAUAUCGAACUUGCUAGAUAAGUUGGAGAGAAGCGUGGGUAGAUUGAUUAAGCUGAGGACUGCAAGUAUGCUUUUAUAUAGGGAUUGCAGAAUUCCGACUGAUUGGAUGCUCGAUUCUGGGAUGAUUAGCAAGAUGAAGCAGGUUUCUGUGAAGCUUGCAAAAGUUUACAUGAGGAGGGUGUCGAUGGAGCUUGAAUCAGUUUGGCAUUCAGAAAGGGAGUCAGCACAAGAGGCACUUUUAUACGAGGGGGUGCGUUUUGCUUACAGAGCACACCAGUUUGCAGGAGGGCUUGAUUCCGAAACUAUGUUCAUCUUUGAGGAGUUAAAAACGCGGGUCGAAUCGCAAUGCAGAGGACAGUAGAGCAACUUCAUAGUAUUACUUACAGUCAGGAUGUUAAAGCUGGUAGCCAAGGUGGAACCAGGUUCAACAUCAUGUAACUGUUGGAUUGAGGUCAAUCCUCUCAGAAUAAGGUUUAUAUAGUAGUGAUCCAACUUAACUGAGAACAUCUUGCUGCACAUCCCAUCUCAACUAAAGUUUAUGGCAUGCUCCCUCACAAUUGACCCAAAGAUGACUCCAGAAGUGUUAUUGAGUCUUCUCAAGCUAUGGACAGAACAAACACAAUGUAAUUGACUGCACACAUGGAUGAGCUUUUCACAGUGUAUUUUCCAUAUGUAUAUUAGUUUCUCAGCUUUGUGGAAUCUGUGAACUUCUUCUUGCUGAUGUA
Molecule: messenger RNA, 2406 nt
Organism: Musa acuminata subsp. malaccensis (wild Malaysian banana)
Lineage: Eukaryota; Viridiplantae; Streptophyta; Magnoliopsida; Zingiberales; Musaceae
Source: RefSeq, a predicted model, not a curated record